Messenger RNA from Saccostrea cuccullata (small rock oyster), 5295 nucleotides. RefSeq lists its product as uncharacterized. Bases 11 to 5263 code for a protein of 1750 amino acids. The record is from RefSeq and is a predicted model, not a curated record. The transcript has 41 exons. Lineage: Eukaryota; Metazoa; Mollusca; Bivalvia; Ostreida; Ostreidae.
GGUCACUGAGAUGAGAGUGGGAUACUUGUUGCUAUGGGCGGCCAUCAUCACCUUUGGAAGCGCUCAGGAUUUCAUAGAAGUUGACCCAGAUGCAGCGGGUUUCAAUGUAACACGAUGUGGACCUCUGGACAUAGGAUUGAUCAUUGAUGCCUCUGGAAGUAUCGGUCCCCGUAGAUUCGCCACUAUGUUGUCGUUUGUGUCGCAAGCAUUAAAACAAGGAGACUUCGUAUCGUCGCUCCGAGUUUCCGCUCUCACCUUCUCCAAAAGAGCGGUGGUAGAGUUCCUGUUUAACACUCAUAUUGCCAAACCUGACCCAAAGAUGGAAAUCCUCAACAACAUUGCCGAGUUGGUCUACACUAAGGGUGUCACUAAUACUUCGGGUGCCCUGCGCGUGGCAGAUGACACUUUGUUCGUGGACAAAAAUGGCGACCGAGAGGAGGUUCGGAAUAUGGCGGUAAUCAUUACAGACGGUAACUCUAACGUGGACCGGGAUCCAGUACAGGAUGCUACUAAACUGAAGGAGAAUGGGGUAUAUAUCUUUGGAAUCGCCGUCGGAACAGACAAAAGUAUUAACAUAGACGAGAUGAAAGCUAUAGUUUCAGAACCCGACAAACUGGUUCGUCUGAAACGCUACGAUGACCUCAUUCCUUUCAGGGAAACCAUUGUCAGAAGAAUGUGUGCUCCUUUUAUACCACCACCGAAUUGUAAAGAAGGAGAGGUGAAGAAAGAGCGAUGCCGUAAGGUACAGUGUAUCAACGGAGACUGGCAAAACGUCGGAUUCUAUGGAUGCUGCUACAAAGGCCGAGUCUUGUCUUGGAACCGGGAAGUGACGAUUGACUGUGACACGUACAGGUGUUACCAGGACGGUGUAUGUCAGGGGGGCGUGUGUGACCAUUACAGAGUUUCCAAAGUCAGUGAUGGUUGCCUGGUCGACGAUAAGUGUAUCGAGGAGGGAGCAGCUAUUGUAGUAGAAAAUGUUUGUGAGACCUUCAAAUGUGAAGCUGGAAAUUACAAAAUGGUUCAAAAAGAUUGUUUGGAUCCCAAUGGUAAAUGUGUGGCGAUCGGUAGUAGUUAUACAGAGCACUGUGUUACGUAUCAGUGCCAGGCGGUGAAUGGGAUGGUGGAAUUCAGACCAAUCCGUACAGGCUGUGCUUACAAUGGGGGAUGUUAUAACCUUGGAGCCACGGUCAUGGAAGGCUGUAACCAGUUGGUUUGUUCCUAUGACGAUGUUUCCCUGGGAUACGACUUCAUUCUACAAUCACAAGGAUGCAAUGAUAACGGUAAAUGUCGCGCUGUUGGUGAUGUUUGGGUGAACCAAGAGUUGUGUAUUCGAUACAGAUGUAAUUACAACAAGAGACAGCAAAGAGUUGUCAUCAGAGAGCAGUCUAUGGGAUGUCAAGCAGAAAAUGGUUGUGUGAAGAAGGGAACAGAGAGCGCUGAUGGCUGUAUCAAAUACGUCUGUAAUAAUAAGGGGGACAUGGAGAUAAUUUCUGUUGGGUGUGAGUUUGGUGGCUUGUGUAAAGCGGUGAAUGAGACCUGGCAGAAUCCGGGAAAUAAAUGUGCUAACUUUGUGUGUUUGUCUGAUAUUGCUGAAGACGGCAGUCCGUCCGCUUUCGUGCAGAUAGUGCAAGACUGUCAUGAUUUCAAUGGAAACUGUGUCAAGGUCGGUCAGACCGUUAAGGAGAAAUGUAACACCUAUCAGUGUGAUGAUAGAGGACAUCUGGAACCAAUCGCCGCCAAGUGUUCAUACAAAGGGCGGUGCUAUGCCAUCGGCGCUCAGUGGAUUGAUGGGGUCUCCUGUCAGCGACUCAAAUGUAACGGCGGUCCUUCUGGGUUGUAUCCAGUCAUAUUAAGGACCGACAUUGGAUGUGUGGAUGAAAGUGGAAAAUGCUACCUUGAGAACGCUACAAAACAGAUAGACAACAGCUGUCUACGAUACCAGUGCUAUGAAGAUCGUAUCAUGAGACUAGAAGUAUGUGAGUAUAAACAUACCUGCUACGAAAUCGGAUCCACCUGGGUGGACAAAGAUGACUGUGUCAAGGUUCAGUGCGUUCGUGACCCCGGAUCUGGGAAUGCAGCCGUAGAAUCCGUUCCAUAUGGAUGUUUUAUGGACAAUGUCUGUCAUGCACCUGGUUACAAGAUCACCAAAGACUGCCAGGAGUACGAGUGUAAAGGUGCAGGAGAGGGCUUCCAAGUUAUCAAAGCAGCUUGUACAUGGAAGGGUGGUUGCAAAGAAAAGGAUGAGACCUGGUUUGAUCCUCAGACCUGUACAAAGUAUGGUUGUUAUGAGGACGAAGAUGGACUAGAUGUGAUCGAGGUCACGUACGGAUGUACCAGCGAGAGCAGUCAGUGUAUACAGGGCGGGGCCCAGCACAGUGACGGAUGUAACAAGUUUGAAUGUGUUAACGGAAAGCUGCAGGCUAUAUCAAUGGGAUGUGAAUUUAAAGAUGGUUGCUUGGCUGCUCGUAAGAGGUAUUUUGAUAAGUUGAAUUGUGUGCAGUAUGCCUGCGUCGUCAAAAAUACAACAGAGGGUUCCAUAUCCACUCAACUUAAGGAAAGAUGGGGUUGUUUGGAUUACGAUAAGUGUUACCUGCCCACCCGUAAGAAGACAGAGGAUUGCACCACGUACAGGUGUAGAGCAAAGACCCGAUCGUUUUCAGUUCUUUAUACAGAGUGUGAGUGGAUGGGAAAAUGUGUGUCCCUUAAUACCACCUGGGAACAUUCCUCUAAGUGUCUGACUUACAAGUGUGUCCUGGACACGAAUACAGGUCUGGCUCGAGUAACAAGUAACCUCUGGGGUUGUAAGGAUGAAUCAGGCAUCUGUCAUCCGUUCGGAACACGACUUCAGUCGGAAAAAUGCGUAACAACGGAGUGUCAAAUGAGACCCGAGGGACCCAUCUUCUUUCCUGUUGAAAUAGGGUGCAAGUUUAGAAGACGUUGUCGUAAAUUGGAUUCUACAUGGAUCAACAGACGGAGGUGUGUCCAACAGACGUGUCAGUGGGCCCCCGGGGCAACGUCUCCAGAAGUUGUCAACACACCCUACGGAUGUCGGGAUAUGAGGAACAGAUGUCGUCCAUUUGGUUAUGUCUCAAAGGACACAGAAAACGAAUGUAUCCAGUACAAGUGUACACCGUUUGAGAUUUUCUCACCAAUUAAGACAGGCUGCCCCUGGCAGGGUACCUGUAUGACUGAAGGUAACGUCUGGUAUGACAAUGGAACGUGUGCUUUAUAUAAAUGUAUCCGAGAAAAUGUGGGACCCAGCAGCGUCAAAAUGCACACUCUCUCCUAUCCAGGUUGCCGUGGUUUCAAUAACGAGUGUUUGAAGGAAGGACAGAUUGUGGAAAAAGGCUGUACUAAGUAUCAGUGUAUCCCCAACAGAGGUGGACUUGUCAUCGUCAAGGAAGGCUGUGCAUACGGCGGAGAAUGUAAACCACUAAACUCGACUUGGUUUGUUCCGGAGACGUGUACAGAUUAUUCCUGUGUAUACGAUAGCGAGGCUAAAGACAUUUCAAUUGUGGAGAAAGCAGGUUGUAAAGAUGACGGUGGCAGAUGCUAUACCACCGGUGAAAGAAAGACGGAGGGGUGUAACAAGUUCCUCUGCAAUAAACAGUCAAACUUCCGCCCUAUUAAAAUGAGUUGCGAGUUUAAGGGAGAAUGCAAGGCCAUUGACAGUAGUUGGGUAGAAGGAUGCAUUACCUACACGUGUAGACUGAUCGCAAAGGGACCCAACUUUGUUCAGACCAACAUUGAGGAAAUACACGGUUGUAUUGGUGAUGAUGGCAAAUGUUACAACGUUGGUGAUGAACUCGUAGAAGACUGCUCCAAAUUCACGUGCAUCGCCGGGGGAAUCAUGCAAGAAACACAGUUUGGCUGUAAGGGUUUUAAUGGACAGUGUCUGUCAUCUGGGUCCACAUUAGAAGUUAACUGUGUCAAGUACGUGUGUGACGGUGAAGCUAAAAGUAUGGUUCCUGUGGAAAAAGCGUGUGAGUGGAAGGGAGGCUGUAAAGCUGUCGGUGUUAACUGGUUUGACAAAGAGUCCUGUCGAGGGUAUACGUGUGCUUUAGAUAUAACUGACAAUGAUGUUAAAAUUACUGAGAGAACAGUUGGAUGUACCCUAUCAACCGGUGAGUGCAAGCGCUCAAGAACUCUGCAAAACAGAGACUGUGUCCAGUACAAGUGUACUGCAAGAGGUGAGCUGAUUCCGAAAAGGAUUGCUUGUGAGUGGGACGGAGAAUGCGCAGACUUGGGUACCACGUGGGUAAGGAAUUGUACUCACUACAGGUGUGUUGUGACAAUGGAGGGCCCAGAUUUCGUCCAAACGGAGGUGCUGCAACAAAGAGGAUGCUUUGAUUCUCAUGGACAUUGUUAUGAUGUCAUGGAUGAGGUCAGUUUUGGUUGUAAUAAAUAUCGAUGUGGAUUGGGAGGCUCACUUGAACUCAUUGACUCAGGCUGUAUGGAUAAAUACGGCAGAUGUAUGAAGCCUGGUGAAAUCGUUGAAGACGCUGAUGGAUCUACCCAUAAGUGUGUGUGUGACGGCUCCUCCUGCCUCGUAGUUACUGAAGUGAAGGGUUGCAUGAUGAAUGGCACCUUGUAUCCAUUUGGUCAGAAAAAACAGGAUGGAUGCACAGUUUAUGAGUGUCAGAAUGUAAACAACUGUGGAAAGUUUGUACCAAUACAAUGGGGUUGUUACUGGGUGGACAGGUGUUACAGUCCCGGAGAAAAGUGGAAGUCACAACGAGGCUGCUCCAUCUUCACGUGCACUAUGAACCAGAAACCUAGCGGAGAUGUUGACAUGAUAGUGUCCAGGGAUAUAGGAUGUCCAUUCGAAAAUGAGUGUAAGGAAGAUGGAGAACAGUGGAGAGACGGAUGUUUUGAGAAGAAAUGUAAAGUUAGAACAAACAAGGACAACUCAAAGGAAUCCGCUAUUAAAAUCGUCAGUGGCGGAUGCCAGGAGGGUGUGGGAGACAGUAUGAUCUGUCACCCUCUGGGGAGUAUUUGGGAGGAACACCAUUAUGACGGAUGCUUCAAGAAGCAGUGUAAGACAGACCCGACUCUGCCGAACAAAUUUAUAACCAUGACUGUCGGGGCGUCAUGCCGGGAUGCCUAUGGUACGUGCCGUCCUGUCGGAUCAACUGGUUUUGACGCUUACGUCAAUGGUCAGUUAAGAGAGGAGUGCACGUGCUCACCAAAGGACGGACAAGUUAACGGUGUCCAGUACACGUGUAAAGCCAAAGCCAAUCCUUUUGAAUGUGAAGGGUGUUAAAGCCUGCUUUUUUGUAUAAUAAACUUUGAUUA